Drosophila willistoni is the source of this 920-nucleotide messenger RNA. RefSeq names its product translocon-associated protein subunit beta (gene SsRbeta). The coding region runs from base 122 to 694 and encodes 190 amino acids. Gene Ontology annotation, cellular component: endoplasmic reticulum; membrane. The record is from RefSeq and is a predicted model, not a curated record. The transcript is spliced from 3 exons. Lineage: Eukaryota; Metazoa; Arthropoda; Insecta; Diptera; Drosophilidae.
ACGAGCGAAAACGACAACAGCCGAUUCCGAGCCGUGGCGAGCGCAUUUACCAACUUUGCAGUAAGAGUCAAUCAUUAGUUUUAUAGAAAUACUCUUUAACUAAAUAACCAAAAUUCAAGCCAUGUUUAAACAAAUCCUCACACUGUGUGCCCUUUUGGCCUUCUGCCAAGUGUGCCUGAGCGAAGAUGAGACACGCGCCCGUCUCCUGGUUUCGAAGCAAAUCCUAAACAAAUAUUUGGUUGAGAAAAGUGACCUACUAGUCCGCUACACCAUCUUUAAUGUGGGCAACGGGGCUGCCACGAAUGUACAACUGGUCGACAAUGGUUUCCACCCCGAUGCUUUCGAAGUGGUCGGUGGCCAACCCGCUGCCACAGUGGACCGUAUUGCUCCACAAACGAAUUUCACUCAUGUUGUGGUAGUGCGUCCAAAGGCUUUCGGUUAUUACAAUUUCACAGCUGCUGAAGUAUCCUACAAACCCGUCGAGGAGGCUGAAACCGUUCAGUUGGCUAUCAGUUCGGAGCCUGGUGAGGGCGGCAUUGUCAACUUGAACGAGUACAACAAGCGUUUCUCAUCCCACUUCUUCGAUUGGGUGGCUUUUGCCAUCAUGACUCUGCCCUCAUUGGCCAUUCCAUUGGCUCUGUGGCACCAAUCUAAGAGCAAAUACGAACGUUCCGGCAAGAACAAGAAGCAUUAGAAGAGCAGUCCCAUCCAAUGGGUGCAUGAUGUAUAAGAAGGUCGCCAAACACUCGACUGAGAUUACAGCAACAAAAACAUCUUUAAAUUGAUUCCACAUUAUUAAUUUUUUUUUUGUCCAUUUGAACACACACACACACAAACACAUCUGUCGUCGUCGUUGAAUCGUUUUAGAUUUGAUUGAGAAGAAAAAGAAACGAAUUGAAUAAAUUCUAAAUCAAAUUUAA